AUGUAUGGCAGUUAUUCAUCUGCUGAAGGAGAGACUAAAAGUCCUAUUAGUUACUUAUCUGUUGGGAGAGAGACCUCAAGUCCUGACAUAUGUGCGUCUAUUGCUGGAGAGACAAAAAGUCAUGACAGCUACACAUCGGAUGGAGGAGCGCCUGGGCUUGACAGUUACAUCGAAACAGAAUCACUUAUUUCCUUUAACAUCAGAACAGCUGAAGGAGACUCUGUAAUUACUGAUAGCAUAAUAACACUUAAAAGAGAGUCUCCAGCUUCUGUUGAUCAUAUAUUAGAGGAACCUCCAAGCCUUGACAGUUACACGCCAGGUGAAACAGAAUCCCCAGUAUCUGAAACUCACACAACUAACGAGAGAAGGUCCCCUACCCCUGCCAUUCACACACCUGCAGACGUAGAGUCUUUAGUUUCUGAACAUUAUAGUACUAGAGAAGGGGAGUCUCCAAUCCCUAACAGUUACAUUUCCAUUGAAGAAGAGUCGUAUGCCUCAGGUAGCCUCAGGCCUGAUACGGAGGAGUCUUCAGACCCUGACAUUCAUACACCUUCCUCUGUACAAUCUCUUGCACCUGGCAGUCGCAUGUCCCUUGAGGAUGAAUCUCUCACCAAUGUUAGUCAAACGGUCACUGAAAGUGUGUCGUCGAGGUCUGUUAGUCAUACCUCUUUCGAAGAUGAGGGACCCUCUGCAUCACCUGCAUCUGAUAGUUACACCCCGGUUGAUGAAGGGACUUUAAACUCUCUUCGUGAAAUUGUUCAUGAAGGACCAUCAAGAUCUCCAGUUCUUGACAUUCAUAGGCCUAUUGAGGGAGAGACUCUAUUUCUUUACCGUCAUAUCCCAGUUGCAGGAGAGUUUCCAAUUCUUGACAGUUCCACAAUGACCGAGUAUGAGUCUUUGAUACCGGAUGUUGCCAGAAGUCAUACGACUGAAAGACAGACUUCAUUGCCUGACAGCCACGUUUAUUCUGAAGGAGAGUCUCCCUCUCUUGACAGCCGCAUAACUUCAACAGAGGAGUCUGUAGCUCAAAGAUGUUCAGGUUUAGAAUCUCCAACUUCCGACAGUCAAAUGACUGCAGGAGAAUCUUCAAUGGCUAGUAGCCAUACAACCUCUGUAGGUAUAUCUUCAAUACCUGGCAGCUCUAAAACUCCAACAAGGGAGUCCCCGAUGCCUGACAGCCAGACAACUGCAGAGGAAGAAUUACUAAUGACUGACAGCCAUUCAGUUUCUGUAGAUGAAGCUCCAACUCCAAGUUGUCACAUAACUUCCCCAAUACCUGACAGCCACACGACUACAGAGAGAGAGACAGUAAGGCCUAGCAGUCGUGCUCUUUUUGCAGGAGAGGUUUCGAUUCCUGAUAGCCCCACGGCAACAGAGAGGGAGUCACCAAAACAUAUGAGUCAUGUACCUUCUGUACGAGAGGCUUCAACUCCUGAUAGCCACACGACAGCAGAGAGAGAGUCUCCCUUGCCUUGGAGCCACUUUCCUUCUGAAAGAGAGACUUCUAUUCUUGAUAAUUAUACGACUAUGGAAGCGGAGUCACCAAAGUCUUUGAGUCGUGCUCCCUCUUUAGGAGAGACUUCAACCCUUGACAGCUGCACGACUACGGAGGCGGAGUCACCAAAGCCUCGGAGUCCUGCUCCUUCAGUUGGGAAGACUUCAACCCUUGACAGCUGCACGACUACUGAGGCGGAGUCACCAAAGUCUCUGAGUCGUGCUUCUGUAGGAGAGACUUCAACAUUUGACAGCUGCACGACUACCGAGGCGGAGUCACCAAAGCCUCGGAGUCCUGCUCCUUCUGUAGGAGAGACUUCAACCCUUGACAGCUGUACGACUACAGAGGCGGAGUCACCAAAGCCUCUGAGUCCUUCUUCUCUGCACGACUACCGAGGCGAGUCACCAAAGUCUCUGAGUCCUGCUCCUGAAGGAGAGACUUCAACUCUUGAAAGAUGUACGAGUACGGAGACAGAAUCACCAAAGCCUGACAGCCGUACUCUUUCUGUAGAAGAGGCUUCACCUUCUGACAGCCGCACAACUAAAGAGAGUGAGUCACCAAGGCCUGACAGCUGUGCUCCUUCUGUAGGAGAGUUGUCAACGCUUGACAGCCACACGACUACAGAGAGUGAGUCACCAAGACCUGGCAGCCGUGCUCCUUCUGUUGGAGACUCUCUAACUCUUGACGCUCAGACAAUUGACGAUAAAGAUCUUGCAUCCCCUGACGGUCUUACAACUUCAGAGGAAGAAAUUUCAACGCCUGACAGCCGCAUAACCUCAGUAGGAGAGUCUUCAGUGACGUACAGUCACGCAACAAUGGAACGAGGAGAUAAAGAGGAGACGACGAGUCUUCUUAGUGAGACAGACGUAGAAGGAGAGUCACAGAGCUCUACUGGAAGGCCAAUUGUGGGGAAAGAGGACGAGGAAAGCCAGGUUAGCAUGGAGGGAAGUCCUGACAGCCAGGCGGCGCCGGAGGGGGGAGUAGGUCAGGCACCAAGCGCUGACGUCCAGGUGUCUGUUGAGGGAAAAGCGGAAAAGGAAUCAGCACCAGAGAGUCAUGUGAUGGUGAGACACAAGGAAGGGAAAUCCACCCGUGAUCACCACGAUGACAGCCUUUUAUUUGUAAUGAGAGAUGGUCGAGCUUACACUUUAGUCAACGCCGGUGUGCAUUAG
This is a messenger RNA of Penaeus vannamei (Pacific white shrimp), 2667 nucleotides long. Lineage: Eukaryota; Metazoa; Arthropoda; Malacostraca; Decapoda; Penaeidae. The record is from RefSeq and is a predicted model, not a curated record.